UGCUGAGGUCCGGUAUGGCGGCUCUGCCGGAGGAACCGGCCGAGGCGGUAACGGUGAAGCCAGACCCCGAUGGGGGAGCUCCACCGCCUCCUCCACCCCAGUCCCCGGCAAAUUCCGCUUCCGCUCCCCCUCCCUCCUCGACCGCCGCUGCUCCCCUCACGGACGGGGAGGCUGCGGUGGGCACAACUGACUCGAAGCCCCCGGUGGUCCCCAACGCUCAACCGGCCGCCUCUCAGCUGCCCACCGACCGGCAGACGCUGCUGGCGGUGUUGCAGUUCCUGCGGCGUAGCAAUCUCCGCGAGUCCGAAGAAAUUCUCCGCCGAGAAGCCCGGCUGCUCAGCGAUGAGGUCGCGGCUGAUCUCAGCCCUUCGGCGUCCGGCGGGCAGGCAACUCAUGGCGGGGAAGGGCAGGAGCCCACCCUCGGCGUCGCUGCCCCCGGACCUGGGGAAGUGCUGCUCAGCUCCGUCACUUUUGGCCAGGCUGGGGCUGCCGUCGCUCCUGCAGCUGUCACGGCCCCUCCGGCGGUGCCCUUGGGACCCGCCGGGAAAGUUGGUGUCCUCAUGGAAGAUCAACCGGAUGUGAGUGCAGUGUUGUCUGCCUACAACCAGCAGGGAGACCCAGCACUCUAUGAAGACUAUUAUAGUGGAUUGAAACACUUUAUUGAAUGUGCUCUGGACUGUCAUCGAGCUGAGCUAUCACAACUUUUUUAUCCUCUCUUUGUGCACAUGUAUUUGGAGCUAGUCUACAACGGACAUGAAAAUGAAGCGAAGUCCUUCUUUGAAAAGUUUCAUGGGGAUCAGGAGUGUUAUUACCAGGAUGACUUGCGCGUAUUAUCAAGUUUAACCAAAAAAGAGCACAUGCGAGGGAAUGAGACAAUGCUGGAUUUUCGAACGAGCAAGUUUGUGCUGCGCAUAUCCCGUGACUCUUACCAGCUCUUGAAGAGACACCUUCAGGAAAAACAGAACAAUCAGAUAUGGAAUAUUGUUCAAGAGCAUCUUUACAUUGAUAUAUUUGAUGGAAUGCCUCGCAGUAAACAACAAAUUGAUGCUAUGGUAGGAAGUCUGGCUGGUGAGGCAAAACGGGAGGCUAAUAAAGCAAAGGUCUUUUUUGGCUUAUUAAAAGAACCAGAAAUUGAAUUACCUCUGGAUGAUGAAGAUGAAGAGGGGGAAAAUGAGGAGGGUAAGCCAAAGAAGAAGAAGCCAAAAAAAGACAGCAUGGGAUCAAAAAGUAAAAAGCAAGAUCCAAAUGCUCCUCCUCAGAACAGAAUCCCCCUUCCUGAACUAAAGGAUUCUGACAAGCUGGAUAAGAUAAUGAAUAUGAAGGAAGCCACUAAGCGUGUGCGUCUUGGUCCAGACUGCUUGCCUUCUAUCUGUUUCUACACGUUCCUUAAUGCUUAUCAGGGCCUAACAGCAGUGGAUUUUACGGAUGACUCUAGCAUGAUUGUAGGAGGUUUUGCUGACUCCACUGUCAGAGUAUGGUCUGUGACACCCAAAAAACUACGUAGCGUAAAGUCGGCAGCAGAUCUCAGCCUCAUAGAUAAAGAAUCUGAUGAUGUUUUAGAAAGGAUCAUGGAUGAGAAAACAGCAAGUGAGUUGAAGAUUUUAUAUGGUCACAGUGGACCUGUCUACGGUACCAGCUUCAGCCCCGAUAGGAACUAUUUGUUAUCAUCUUCAGAGGAUGGCACAAUCAGAUUGUGGAGCCUCCUAACCUUUUCUUGUCUGGUGGGAUACAAAGGACACAACUACCCUGUGUGGGACACACAGUUCUCACCCUAUGGAUAUUACUUUGUGUCAGGUGGUCAUGACAGGGUGGCUCGUUUGUGGGCUACAGAUCACUACCAGCCUUUGAGGAUCUUUGCUGGCCAUCUUGCUGAUGUCACGUGUACACGUUUUCACUCAAACUCCAACUACGUUGCUACCGGCUCAGCAGAUAGAACGGUGCGGCUGUGGGAUGUUCUGAAUGGGAAUUGUGUGAGAAUCUUCACAGGACAUAAGGGACCAGUUCAUUCACUAGCAUUUUCUCCUAAUGGAAGAUUCUUGGCAUCUGGAGCUACAGAUGGAAGAGUGCUUCUCUGGGAUAUUGGCCAUGGUUUGAUGGUAGGGGAGUUAAAAGGACACACAGAUACAAUCUGUGCACUCCGGUUCAGUAGAGAUGGAGAAAUUUUAGCAUCAGGGUCGAUGGAUAACACAGUGAAGUUGUGGGAUGCUGUGAAAGCCUUUGAGGACUUAGAAACAGAUGAUUUCACCACAGCCACUGGGCAUAUAAAUCUGCCUGAAAGCUCUCAGGACCUGUUGUUAGGUACCUACAUGACCAAAUCAACCCCUGUCAUACAUCUCCAUUUCACCCGUAGAAAUCUGCUUCUUUCUGCUGGGGCUUACAGUUCCCAGUGAACUAUGAAACUACAAGACUUGGUUGUAUAAGCCUUGUGAAGUAAAGACUGUAGAAGAAUUUGCAUUAUUUAAGACUGUGAUGAACUUGUCUGCUGGAAGAAGCAACAUAAACUAUGUCUCAACCUUCAAGUAACUGCUGUUUCAAGUCUCACUGGAAAAUGCUGGACUCUGAAAUCAUGGAUUUGAUGGUGGUGGGGGGGGAGAGUUUGGUUUUAAUUCAGGUAAGUGUACAGAUAGUCUCUCUUAUCCUCAGCAAGAAAAUGAUUAGUCAGGUCUAAAAUGCAGAACCAGUUGUAAAAAGCAAAGGUAAACAACAUUGUUAACAACUUUUCAAAAGCACUUACUUUGUCAUUUCCCCAAGUUUGAACACUUUCAGUAGGAGUUUCCACAUGGAACUGUGGGUUCUUCUAUAAUGUGGAGAGAGAAUACAACUAGCUAUUUGGCCUAUGUGAGUUACCUAAUUUAUUCUAAAGAGGACAGUAUAGAUUGAGUAUAGGGAGGCCUGCAGACAUAAUUUGAAUGAUGCUUUAGAGACGGACCUUUUACAGAUGUGACAAUCUUUAAUAGGGAUGCUGUUUUACGUCCUCUGUAAGAUUACUUUGGGACAGAAGCACAGCAUCACCUCCCCAUAAAGUGUAUACUAGAGUAACACCACAUUGCUUUUCUGUAAUGGGUUAGUAACUGUAAUUCAGGCUUUCAGUUACAACACAGCUUGAGCUGUUUACCAGUUGUUGAAUUCCAGCAGAAAAUUAAUGAGCCACUCGUUUGUAAAAAGGCAACUGCCAUAGUUUUGCAUUUUGUACAGUUUUAUAUUUUUGAUAUUUUGUAAUAAAGACAAAUUAUGCUGUGCAAUUCUUACAAUGAAAUAUUGCUGCGGUGUCUGUUAGAACUAAUACCAUCAAGCUUUAUCUUCCCAUGGAAAAGUGGAACAAUUAAUUUUAAGGAAAAAUUGUGGGUCAAUAAAACUUCUAAGUUUCUCCCCCAGUCACUUAUGUAAUGGUUCCUCUUGAUAUUUACCACUGGACUGAAACAUACACAUUUGCAUAUACCCUUUCUUUUAGGGGACGGGGAGAAGCUAGUUAAGCAUUUCCCUCUGACAAGGUAUGUGGUUACAGCACAGUAACUAUACACCUACAGUUAGCUAAUAUGAGGGACAUCUAUUUCUGUUAAGUAUUCCCUGACCCAUUGUAUAUAAUUGGUAAAAACUGGUCAUUGUAGCCCUUGGGUCUUUCUGCAGUGCAGAAUAUAUAGCUAUUUAAAAGGGAACAAUCCUGAAAUUAAGGCUGUGUUACAUUUCCUUGAUGAGUGACAGCUUAACUUUACCAGAAGCAAGGGCAAAUAACUGGAUAGGUAAAUGCUACUUUAUAUCCUGGAAAAUAAACAUCUGUACUGCUUACACAGUAAUAUAACUGUAUUGACUGUAGGCCUGAGGGCGAAGGGGAUAUUCUACAUGAAAUCUACAUAUUGACUUGGAAGAGAAGUAGAGGUGUAUGCUGAUGGUACUUAGGCUCUACUCAGACAACAUCUGUGUUUGACAACAUCUGUGUUCUUAUCAACAGGAGUAUGUGAUACUUUCAUUAGUUAUUCCUGAUUUACAAGAACACUAAGUAACAUAGAAAACCUGCAAGAAUUUCAUAAUUUGGUUAGUAAGCUCUCAUUUUGUUAAGAACCACUGCUCCACCAAACAAGAUGAGGAUCACAGAACUCUUUGUAAAAGGCAAAAUGCAAGUGCAAUACUCAGAAAUAUUAACAAAAGAUAUGGCAUUUUAGCCCCAGU
Gekko japonicus is the source of this 4167-nucleotide messenger RNA. It is a transcript of the gene TAF5, whose product is annotated as TATA-box binding protein associated factor 5. The coding region runs from base 15 to 2390 and encodes 791 amino acids. Gene Ontology annotation, biological process: transcription initiation at RNA polymerase II promoter. The transcript has 11 exons. Lineage: Eukaryota; Metazoa; Chordata; Lepidosauria; Squamata; Gekkonidae. Gene Ontology annotation, cellular component: transcription factor TFIID complex. The record is from RefSeq and is a predicted model, not a curated record. Gene Ontology annotation, molecular function: RNA polymerase II general transcription initiation factor activity; protein binding.